This is a messenger RNA of Heteronotia binoei (common prickly gecko), 3637 nucleotides long. RefSeq names its product DLG associated protein 4 (gene DLGAP4). The transcript has 14 exons. NCBI's taxonomy places the organism in Eukaryota, Metazoa, Chordata, Lepidosauria, Squamata, Gekkonidae. The record is from RefSeq and is a predicted model, not a curated record. Gene Ontology annotation, cellular component: postsynaptic specialization; glutamatergic synapse. The coding region runs from base 660 to 3569 and encodes 969 amino acids. Gene Ontology annotation, biological process: signaling. Gene Ontology annotation, molecular function: molecular adaptor activity.
GUGAGCAAACUGAGGUUGAUUAAUUAUCUCCAGUUCACCCAGCAAGCUUCACAGCUGAAUGGGGAUGAGUCACAUGAUUCAACAUACCAUCCACUACUCCACACAGGCUGAAACUGUAGGAGACAUGUGGCUGCCACUGAAAACAGCAGCCUGACAUUUUUUCCUCUCUCUCCAAGUAAUAGAAGAUGGAAUUGCUAUUUCUGACAGUAGCCACAGGUUGCAGGUCUAAUAUCAAGAGAACAAGGAAGUGGUUGUGUGUUCAUUAUCUUGCUCAGAUGCUGCUCAAUGUGUGUGACUGGGGGACAGCUGAAUGAUAAUUUAUCCAAAGCCAAACAGUGCAAUUCAGUCUUGGGGAACUCCAUCACCUUGCACAAAUUCAUGCUCUGUUUGUAGAACUCCUGCAAGAAGAAGAAAAAUGAAUUCAAUGGAUCUCCUAUCAGGAGAAGAGAGAAGUGGUGAGAUCAGUUCCAAGAACCCCUUCCUCUCCAGGUGUCAAGUCAUCCUGCUGGCUGAAUUCCAACAGGAAACUGGGGUUUCAUCCUCUUUGCUGGUCAUGAGAAGACUCACAGGCCAAUCUAAAGGAACAUCUCCCAAGAAACUGGACUGACAGAAUCUUAGCAUUCUCCUCCUGAAGCAAUGCUCUAGGAAAUACUAGCACCAUGAAGGGUUUAGGAGAUAACAGAAGCCGCCAUCUCUCUGAUAAUCUGGACUCCCCCCAAGAAUCUCUUUAUGCCACCCAGGACAGGAAUCCUUAUCUCCUUAGCCCCACAGAUUCCUAUACCAUGGAUCCUCGGUUCCCCACUCCAAACUCCCUUCAUAGUGACUGUCUCCUUCCACUCAACAACCAGAUUUCCAACAGUAGCACAUUUCCACGGAUCCAUUACAACUCCCACUUUGAGGUGCCUGAUGAGAACCCAUUUCCAAGCCAUGCGCAAGCCACCAAGAUCAACAGGCUCCCUGCCAACCUUCUAGACCAGUUUGAGAAACAACUUCCCAUCCACAGAGAUGGCUUCAGCACCCUCCAGUUCCAGCGAAGCUCCGAUUCCAAACAGCGAAGUGAGAGCCCUGGAAGGAUCCGGCAUUUGGUUCACUCAGUCCAAAAGCUUUUUGCUAAGUCACAAUCACUGGAAGGUGCCUCCAAAGGUAGCAUCAAUGGCAAGAAAGGCACAGAGGACUCAAAGCAGAACCGCAGGAGCAAGAGUAAGGACAGGGCAAAAACUACUGAAACCAAGCGCAGGACCAGAUCCAACAUAUCAGGAUGGUGGAGCUCAGAUGACAAUCUAGACAGUGACACAUGCAGUUAUCGUAACCCUAUGGGCCUCAUGACACUUGGCCGGCAGCCAGAUCACAGCCAGCCUAGGUACUUCAUGCACGCUUACAACACGAUUAGUGAACACAUGCUGAAAUCCUCCAAGAGCAAUAAUGACCUCAAGGUCACCCCUUGUACCAACAUGCCCAUCAACAGUGAGUCCAACUACAUCAAAAGAGGUUCCUGGUCCACACUCACACUCAGUCAUGCCCGGGAGAUGUGCCAAAAGGCUUCCGCUACCAUUGACCGAGCUCUGCUGAAAUCCAAGUCCUGCCAUCAAGAUUUAGCCUAUCAGUACUUGCAGGUGCCUCAGGGAGACUGGAAUAAUACGUUGACGAAGGACAAAGACAAUGAAAUCCCAUGUCGACGCAUGCGGAGCGGGAGCUAUAUCAAAGCCAUGGGGGAUGACGACAGUGAAGACUCUGAAACCAGCCCCAAGCCAUCCCCGAAAACUGCAGCACGAAGGCAGAGUUACCUCAAGGCCACUCAACAGUCACUGAGUGAGCAGAGCACCACCCAGAGAAGUCUGGACCGACUAGACUCUGUUGAGAUCCUCUUGCCUCCAAAGUUCCCCAGCUGGGAGGAAGAAUACAACCAGAUUACAGAAAACCUCAACGAGUCCAGUUCCAUCAACCAGAUAUUUGGACAGUCCUCCUUUAUUCCACAGAUAUUUACACAAGAAGAGCAGGUGAGAGAGGUGGAGCUGAAUGACCAGUAUGAGGGCCUGUGUGAAUCCACCUACAGUGAAGCAGAGUCAGCAGCUGUGGAGGUGCUGGAUCUGCCUCUUCCCAGCUACUUUCGCUCGCGGAGCCACAGCUACCUCCGAGCCAUUCAGGCAGGUUGCUCCCAGGAAGAGGACACCGUCUCUGUUCGGUCCAUCUCUCCACCCCCAGCCAACAGCAUCAGCGGGAGUCGGACGCUUCCCAGCAACAGUUCGGCAUGUCUAGUGGGAUAUAAAAAGACACCGCCACCAGUCCCACCUCGGACCACCUCAAAGCCGUUCAUCUCUGUCACAGUGCAGAGCAGCACUGAAUCGGCUCAGGACAACUACCUAGACAACCAGGACCACAAGAGUGAGGUCAACAGCCAGUCGGGACUGAGCAAUUCUUCAGACAGCUUAGAUAGUACCAGACCACCCAGUGUAACCAGAGGCAGCAUUGUGACGCCAGCCAGAGAGCCUCCUGAAUUACCCCAGAAAAAUGCAGCCUUGAAAAGUGACAAGGGAACGCUGACUAACGAAGAGCCAAAGGUGGAGAAUAUCCCCAAAAGGAAGUUGUCAUCUAUAGGAAUACAAGUUGACUGCCUUCAGCCAGUGGCAAAAGAGGAGCCCCCUCCAUCAGCCACCAAAUUCCAGUCCAUCGGGGUACAGGUAGAGGACGAGUGGCGCAACAGCCACUCCCGCAGCAUGUCCACCAAGCAGGACACAGAUUCUGACACACAAGAACCGAAUAACUCUAGCUGUAAAUCAUCUGAGAGAAGCCUUGCUGAUUGUCCACCAUGCAACAAUUCCAACAGCCUUGAUGCCAGUACGAGGCAAACAGCCAUGCCCUCCCAGAUCAAGAGAAACCUCUCCUAUGGAGACAGCAAUGACCCAGCCCUAGAGCCUUCCUCUCUUCCUCCUCCUGACCCUUGGCUUGAGACUUCCACCAACACUCCAUCAGAACCAACACAGCCAGGAGCUUGCCGAAGGGACGGGUAUUGGUUUCAGAAACUGCUGCAAGCAGAGACUGAAAGAUUAGAAGGAUGGUGUCGUCAGAUGGACCAAGAGACCAAAGAGAACAAUCUCUCUGAAGAAGUCUUAGGCAAAGUCCUCAGUGCAGUGGGCAGUGCACAGUUACUAAUGUCUCAGAAAUUCCAGCAAUUCCGUGGCCUCUGUGACCAAAACUUGAACCCCAAUUCCAAUCCCAGGCCCACAGCACAGGACCUUGCUGGUUUCUGGGAUCUCUUGCAAUUGUCCAUCGAAGACAUCAGCAUGAAAUUUGAUGAGUUGUACCAUCUAAAGGCUAAUGGCUGGCAGUUGGCAGAGACACCGGAGAAGAAGGAAGAGAAGAAAGCACCCCCUCCUGUGCCAAAGAAGCCAGCCAAAUCUAAAUCUCAGCUAAACAGGGACAAGGCCUCUGAUUCAGUGGAUAAACAGCGCCAGGAAGCUCGCAAGCGACUGAUGGCGGCAAAGCGUGCUGCCUCGGUCCGGCAGAACUCUGCCACAGAGAGUGCGGACAGCAUUGAAAUCUACGUUCCUGAGGCACAGACCCGUCUUUGAGCAAGGGGAAGAGAGGAGGAAAACGCACUCUUUUUCACAUCAUUAAAAGGAAAAAAAGGUUCACUAAA